Malaya genurostris is the source of this 950-nucleotide messenger RNA. RefSeq names its product farnesol dehydrogenase-like. The transcript is spliced from 2 exons. The record is from RefSeq and is a predicted model, not a curated record. Lineage: Eukaryota; Metazoa; Arthropoda; Insecta; Diptera; Culicidae. Gene Ontology annotation, molecular function: oxidoreductase activity.
GCGCGAAUGCUGGCUCCUCCGUCAGUCGAGAUGGAACGUUGGAAGGGUAAAGUAGCCAUAGUUACCGGAGCUAGUUCCGGAAUUGGUGCUGCAACGGCGAAGGCCCUGGUGAAAUCAGGAUUAGUCGUUGUAGGUUUGGCUCGACGGGUGGAACGAGUGGAAGCGUUAAAAUCUGAACUGGAUGAAGCAAUCCGAAUCCGUUUGAAUGCGAUUAAAUGUGACAUAUCAAAAGAGCAGGAUGUUUUGAACACAUUCAAGUUAAUCGAAGAGAAAUUUGGUGGAGUUGAUAUUUUGAUCAACAAUGCCGGCGUUUCUCGAAAUACUUGACUUCUCAAGACGGGCAACUCGGAGCAGCUGCGAGAAGUGAUUGACACGAACGUGAUGGGUUUGGUUCUGUGUAGUCAGCAGGCGUACGCAUCGAUGAAAAAGCAUUCCGUUGAUGGCCACAUUGUGCACAUAAACAGCAUUCUCGGACAUCACCUCAUCGAUUAUCCUGGGUUGAACAUAUACCCUGCUUCAAAGUUCGCUGUAACUGCCAUCACGGAAACCAUGCGCCAGGAGCUGCGCAAGGAUGGGACGAAAAUCAAGGUCACGAGCAUCAGCCCAGGAGUCGUGAAGACCGAAAUGGCUCCAGAAGAUAUUAUCAAAAAUGUACCAUAUCUAGAAGCGGAAGAUAUUGCGGAUGCUAUUCUGUACGUGCUUGGAACACCACCUCGUGUGCAAAUACACGAACUAACGAUAAAACCAGCAGGCGAAGUGUUUUAACUAUCAAAUUAUACAGCAACGUUUGAAGUCAGAUAAAUUGCUCUUAUCUACCGUACAUUUUCGAUGCUGAUUAUUUAGGGAAGAAAAAAAAAGACAGUUCAAAGAAAACGAAAACUGCAAAACAAAUUAGAUAAGCAUGCAAAGCAGAAAUCCAAUCAAUUACAAAAUGCACGAAUCGUAUAAUA